GCGGAGGCACCACUGAAAAACGAGAAUGGUGGAGGAAAUGAAGCAAAUCCUAAUGACGAUAAUCCUAUUCGACCCAGUUCUUUCGGACUCCGACCUCACUUUUCAGCGGUGAAUAUUAAUUGUGAUAAAUGGUAUCAAACCAUGGAUGAGAAGGCUCGAUUAUUACUUCAAGAUCCACCAUCUUUAGCGGAUGGCAUGGAUAGAGAAACUGAAAAGAAUCUACGCUUCUUCGGAUGUUCGCUGAUACAAGAAGGUGCAGUAUUAUUGAAAUUGCCCCAGGUCGCCGCGGCUACAGGACAAAUACUGUUCCAGCGAUUCUAUUAUCUGAAGAGCUUCCUCAAGUUCAGAUAUGAGCACACUGUAAUGGCGUGCCUACUUCUUGCCUCAAAAAUUGAGGAAGAACCACGCCGAACCAGGGACGUGUACAAUACUUUCUACCGCUUAGAACAGCUUCAUAAGCUGAGGGAAUCAGGACGAGCAAUCAACGAGUAA
Messenger RNA from Haemonchus placei, 492 nucleotides. The record is from the annotation of a GenBank genome assembly. Lineage: Eukaryota; Metazoa; Nematoda; Chromadorea; Rhabditida; Trichostrongylidae.